AUGUUUUGGAUUCGCUGGUCUUUUGCCGGCUACAUUAACAGGUGGGACAUACAGGAGCUAAGAGAUCACGUAAACUAUAUAAUAUAUUAUCCAAAUUAUUUAACUGUAGAAGAAGCGUAUAACGUUUUAAAAGUUGAUCUAAUACUGCAAAAUGAUGUGUCGAUUACUGAUACAGAUUUGCUACAAAAUAACCUUCAUGGAUUGCUAGAAUUAAUUAAUGAAUUCCUAGAAUCCAUUAUACAAAGAUUACAGAUGUUCAUGACAGAGAUGCACGAAGAAUUCGAAACUGAAGAAAAUUUUGAACAGAUUGAAUCAUUAAGUUUAUUUGACUACUCUUCAGACAUUCCCGAACAUGAUUUUCCUUACGAUCAAAUUCGCAUACUGCCUUGAAACCAUGAAGUGUUAAAUCUCGUAAUAAAAUAAAAUACAAUGGACAAUACGAAUUUCAAUAC
This is a messenger RNA of Centruroides sculpturatus (bark scorpion), 452 nucleotides long. RefSeq lists its product as uncharacterized. The coding region runs from base 1 to 390 and encodes 129 amino acids. The record is from RefSeq and is a predicted model, not a curated record. NCBI's taxonomy places the organism in Eukaryota, Metazoa, Arthropoda, Arachnida, Scorpiones, Buthidae. The transcript has 4 exons.